GCCACGCCUAUUGAACACAAGAAGAACAGUCACAAAUAAGCGUAGCAAGUUGACAGCUGGCAGAAAUCGUUUAGUUCUACCUCCUUCAUUCUUGUAUUCCUCGCGUUGCGCUAAUGGAGCAUCUUGGCCGAGCAUUGUGCAUCAUCACCGGGGCGUCCAAAGGUUUUGGCCGGGCGCUUGCAAAAGAGAUGGCGCGGGUGGUGAAGCCCGGAUCGGUGUUCGUCCUGGUAGCCAGAUCUGGUGACGAGCUGCAGACUCUCAAGACAGAGUUGGUCGAGUCGGAAUUGGAGGUUCGAUGCGUGGUGUUGGAUCUCUCCCAGAUGGAAGCACCAGAGAGGGUCGUCCAGACCGCGAAAGAGUAUUUUUCACCGGACAUAGAACAUGUUAUUCUCGUUAACAACGCUGCGGCUCUAGGUGACGUGUCCCGAUUCUCCAAAAGCUUUACCAGCAUGGCCGAGGUGGACUCCUACCUAUCUUUCAAUGUCAGCUCUGCUUUGUGUCUCACUGCCCGCGUGCUGCAAGCCUUUCCAAAGCAAUCAGGUUUGUGCCGCUGCGUGAUCAACAUCUCCUCACUGUGCGCCCUGAAGCCGUUCUCCUCUUGGGUGCUGUACUGUACUGGCAAGGCGGCCCGAGAUAUGAUGUUCAAGGUUCUGGCAGAAGAGGAGCCAGACCUGCGUGUGCUCAACUAUGCUCCAGGUCCAUUGGACACAGACAUGCAGUUAGUAGCCAGGACCAGAACGGGGGAAAUGAGCUUAAGAAAGGCGUUUGCCGACAUGUUUGAUGAAAGCCAGCUGCUCACAUGUGAGACCUCAUGUGCUAAGCUGAUGAAGCUGCUGCUGGAAGACAAAUACAAAUCAGGAGAUCAUAUUGAUUUCUAUGACAUGUAGGGCCUGCAGCACAUUACAGAGCACACAUCCAGUUAUUCAUUGAGUGUGGACCUGACUUUUUAUAUCUUGAAUGUGUCAUAUUGUUACGCUCACAUGUAUAAUGUAAGACGCAUUUAUUUUGUAUCAAAUCAACGGCAAAGUAUUUCUGAAGAUCUGUUGUAGUAGAUUGAUCAUACUUUUUAAGAAAUUAUUUUGAAAAGAGAGUGCCUGCCAGCAUUCUAAAUAUAUUCCAGGGCCUUUGUCUGAACUCUUAAAAUAACUUUAAUUUUGUUGCCUUAACUAUCAAUAUUUCUUUCAGACGUUAUAUUAUAAAUAUAUUACAUGGCCUUUGUCUGACCUGUUAUUAAAAUAACUUUAAUUUUGUGACCGUAA
Messenger RNA from Syngnathus acus (greater pipefish), 1259 nucleotides. RefSeq names its product sepiapterin reductase-like. Bases 114 to 887 code for a protein of 257 amino acids. NCBI's taxonomy places the organism in Eukaryota, Metazoa, Chordata, Actinopteri, Syngnathiformes, Syngnathidae. The transcript is spliced from 3 exons. Gene Ontology annotation, molecular function: sepiapterin reductase (NADP+) activity. Gene Ontology annotation, biological process: tetrahydrobiopterin biosynthetic process. The record is from RefSeq and is a predicted model, not a curated record.